Messenger RNA from Scomber japonicus (chub mackerel), 3099 nucleotides. It is a transcript of the gene fkbp8, whose product is annotated as FKBP prolyl isomerase 8. The record is from RefSeq and is a predicted model, not a curated record. Gene Ontology annotation, molecular function: protein binding; peptidyl-prolyl cis-trans isomerase activity. The transcript is spliced from 9 exons. The coding region runs from base 125 to 1342 and encodes 405 amino acids. Lineage: Eukaryota; Metazoa; Chordata; Actinopteri; Scombriformes; Scombridae.
UUCAGGCCCCGCGCAUAUUGUUACCCAACAUCAACCUUACUUCACUGUGGUGAGCAAAAGGGGGAGAAGAUUGUCCAGGACCAAAACAAGCCUCUGAAAACACAAUUUGAAGGGCGUUCUCAUUAUGACUGAAAACGAGGAGACCAUGGACACCUCUGAUAACCAUGACAGUGUGCCAUCAGCAAAGAAAAACGGACGAACGUUGUUGCUGGACAGUGGAGAGGAUUUUGAGAUGUUGGAUGAAGAGGACAUUGACGAUGACCCCCCUCCUCUGGAAGAUGCAGGGGGUGGGGAAGGGAAGAGCCCAAAGGAGUCUGGAAAGACAAAUGCAGACACAGACGAAGACCCUCCAGGUCAAGUGGAAGAAUGGCUGGAUGUACUAGGUAAUGACCAGCUGAAGAAAAAAGUCCUGGAAGCGGGGAAAGGGCGAGACAGUCGCCCACAGAAAGGACAGAAUGUAAAGAUUAAUCUUAAAACGUACCUGAAGGAUGAGAUCCUUGUAGAGGAGCAGUCUGAAGUCUCUUUCACUCUGGGUGACGGGGAUGUCAUCCAGGCACUGGAUCUCACAGUGCAGCUCAUGGAAAUGGGAGAGACGGCUCUCAUCCAGACUAAUGCUAAAUAUGCAUAUGGAACACGGGGCAGUCAUGACCCUGAGGUUCCCCCAAAUGCCGAGCUUUCCUUAGAAAUACAACUGCUGGAAGCUACUGAUGCUCCAGACCUGGAGCUGCUGCCCCCUGUAGAAAAGAUUGCCCUGGCCAGCCAUAAAAGAGAGAGGGGCAACGUUCAUUAUCAGCGUGGGGACUACGCUUUUGCUGUCAACUCGUAUAGCAUUGCCCUGCAAAUAACAGAAUCUAGUUCUAAAGUUGACAUUAGUCCUGAGGAGGAGAAUGAGCUGAUGGACGUGAAAGUGAAGUGUUUAAACAACAUGGCUGCUUCUCAGUUAAAACUGGAUCACUAUGAUGCAGCGCUUAAAUCUUGUGUCUCAGCUCUGGCACACCAGCCAGAAAAUAUAAAAGCACUUUUCCGCAUGGGCAAGGUGCUGGCAUUGCAAGGUGAAUAUACAGAAGCCAUUCAAACUUUGAGGAAGGCACUGAAGUUGGAACCAAGCAACAAGACUAUCCAUGCAGAGCUUUCCAAACUGGUGAAGAAGAACUCGGAGCAGAAGGGAGCAGAGCAGGCCAUGUAUAAGAAAAUGCUGGGGAAUCCCACCAGUGGCAGCAGCAGUUCACAGAAACACCGGGCCAAGUCCUCAUGGGGUCUCAGCUGGAAGUGGUUAUUUGGUGCCACUGCAGUAGCCAUCGGCGGUGUGGCGUUAUCCGUUGUCAUUGCAGCUAGAAAUUGAACCAAGUCCUUAGUGAUGGCCUGACCAAGUCCUGCAAUGUGAGAGCCUAAACAGAGAAGCACAUGUGGCAGUGCCUUCUGACCUUUGGUCAAGGGGGGUGGAUAUGUCAGUCGGUCAGUUGCCUCUUCAUUGUCACUCACCCUUCUCUGCUAUGUUUGAGAACUGUGUGUGACAAAUAAUAAAACAUCAAUAUUUGCAUAUGGGAGAAGUAUUUCCAACCUUAUAAAUGUGUAGGUUUAUGCGUAUCUGUCACGUUUCCAGGAAGUUUUCUUUUGCUGCCAUUGUUUUUGUCUUUGGUAGAUAAUGUUGAAAAUGGACUAAAAUGAAAAAUAAUUUACUGAACUAUUUUAAGAAUAUUUUUCCCACUGAAAAUAGCUAUUGUGACAUGGUCCUAUGUUAUGCUAUAGUUUUGAAGCAUAUGAUUGCGCGGUUUAAGUUUAGUUAUUCCUGUUCAACAGACAAUAUGUGAUUUCACUGUUUUUAAUUAUGGUACAAUGUUUCAUGUUGGCCGGUGUCAUGUAGAAGAUGCAUUAUUUGAGGUCCAAACGGUGGCAAGAUACUCGACUCGUGUGCUUUUUCACUCUUUCACCCUUUCUGCAGACUACUCAUACACUCAGUGACCAGAAAAGUGGAAUCACCUGUACAAUGUUAUGCAAUACAAUUGUCCUGCAGGACCUUAUUAAAAUAUUCACCCUUUGUUGUCACUAGAGCAGAAAUAAAAGAAACACCUCACAGAAUAAUACGGUUAAAUAAAAUACAACAAGCUGCUGCCUCAGACAGUACAAUGAAAUUGAAUCAACAGCUAUCUGACAGUGUCAGCAACCAAAAUGUAACAGUUUCAAAAAGGCAUACUGCUGGAUACAGUACAUAUACAUGACUGUUGUACUGCAAUUUGAAGCUGAGGGGUUUCUCUAUUUCUGGUCACUUCUGUAUACAUGUAUUUAAACAUCUACUAAAGAAGACAUUGUACAUACUGUUCAGCAUUUGUUAAAUCAGUGGUUCUCAAAGUGGGGGUCUGGGGAUCCCCAGGGUUCCUUGAGAGGGCUCCAGGGGUUUGCCAUCAAAAAGGAGUAUAUUUUACGGUCACUAUAAUUCCAUCCAUAAUAACACAAUGUCUGAAUGUAUGACUAUUUUGGUCAUGGGUUUCAUACACUUUCUGUAAACAAACAAAAAAACACCUAAAAGCAAAAAUAUUGGGACAAAAUCUUAUCAAAUCGGGGUCCAAGGUCAAAUUUAGUUAAAUUCGGUUUAGGGGUUAUUGACAUGCAAAAGAACCACUGUGUUGAAUAACUAAUUUAUUUUCAGCAGAGGUACAGUUAUUACCUUUUUAAAAUAAGGGCAGAGAAAUGGUAUAUGGAGUUUCAGACAUACUUUAUUUUUUACUUUUCAAUUUCAGUCAACUAUACCUCAAUUUCUGAUCACUAAGACCAAAUGUUGAAGGAUGACCCUUCAAGUACAAUGUUGGGUGUUUGUGUUUUUCUUUCUCCCUUACAUUUUUUUUGCCUGUGAAUUUUUCCUUGGAAUGUGUUCCUUUCUUUAGGUGUUAAUUUAUUCCAGUGUUUUGCUCAUUGCUAAGUGUGACACCACUGAAUCUGUAGCCUCUCUAGAAUAAAUGCUAGGCCUACAGAGCCAAAAGUUGCAUAAGCUCUUACAAGUUGGUGACAAACUAAAUAGACAUAUAAGUUGAUAUGAGUUCCUGACAUUCCCUGUAUUUGUUAAUUUUAUAUCCAUCACAAUAAAACAUGUCUCACAAACUA